UGGGCCAAUGCAGUGGCAACUUCCAGAACAGCACAUAGAGAGCUACUAUAUGCUGCGCCGUCCUCAGACUUUUUGAGCCGUUUCACGGGAGCACAAGGUGUAGUACUCUGCGUGGCCUUCAAAAUGGCACGUCUAGGCCUUCCCGCAUUUGUUGUCCUGUGCCUCUCUUUGCUUCACUCCAUCUCCGGACGCCCGCCUCGCAUCAGGAAGGCCGUGUCACCUCGAGCAACGGAGGAUGAUGAUGUCAAGGGCCAGCUUGAGAAGUUGUGGCGGGAGGUGAAUUUGCUAAAAGAGAUGCAGGCCUUGCAGACAGUUUGCCUCCGUGGCAUCAAAGUUUACAGGAAGUGCUAUCUCACCAUUGAGGAACCCAAACACUACCACGAGGCGAACGAAGACUGCAUCGCGCAAGGAGGAACUCUUGCGACGCCGCGAGAUGCCAUGGAGAACAAUGACCUUCGAGAUUAUGCCAAGAGGAGUUCUCCAGGUUCCAAGGACUUCUGGAUCGGCGUAGCCGACAUAGUGAAAGAAGGCCAGUACGUUGACGUCAAUAGUCAACCUGUCAGCUAUCUCAACUGGGACCGCUCCAAGAAGCAGCCCACAGGAAGCAAGCGGGAGAGCUGUGUGUCUCUUUCAGUGGCCGCACAGGGCAAGUGGUACGAUGAGGUGUGUCGCAGUUUGAAAAAGUACAUUUGUGAAUAUGUUAUUCCCUAAAGGCCACAUGUCUGGCUCUCCUUUGUUGGUCAAUGGAUGAAACUGAAAGAUAGUACAGUCAUGUAUUUCCUCAAAUAGUGGCUAAGGCAAAUAAACAACUUGCUCAAAUAGGCACACCCUUUUUAAUGAGAAAAAUCUAAGUGGCCUGACCCUACGAUUUUAAUUCGUUCCGUGACAAUACUUGUUCUGCUUGUGAUUUUUUUUUUUUUUUAAGAUAAAAAAUAUAUAUCUGUGGUUGCCCUUUAAUCACUCCACAAGGUUGUGUGUGUCCAUGUUUGUGCUGUGGGGACAAAUAAAGGCAUCCUUACUUUCCCCAUAUCUGCAGUUGAGUAAAUAAUAAUCUUAUAGAAAUGGCACUAUUUGUGGAAAUACAUUAUUACGUUACACUCUUUGUUAUUAAAAAUGUGGAAAUGGUAAAAUAAUUACAAAUUGGAUCGGACCUCUGAUGUGGUGAAAUAUUGUUUAUGAAUAAUGUCUGCCGAUCUGUACAACCCAAACGCAACCUAUAGAAGUGUACAAUUCUUUUAAUUCAAGAUGUUUAUGUAAUGUUCUAACAACUCAAAACAUAAAUUACUUUAGCAAUAAAGUGUACAAUUGACA
Messenger RNA from Hippocampus comes (tiger tail seahorse), 1311 nucleotides. It is a transcript of the gene clec3a, whose product is annotated as C-type lectin domain family 3, member A. Gene Ontology annotation, biological process: ossification. The record is from RefSeq and is a predicted model, not a curated record. The transcript has 3 exons. Lineage: Eukaryota; Metazoa; Chordata; Actinopteri; Syngnathiformes; Syngnathidae. Bases 124 to 711 code for a protein of 195 amino acids.